AUGGGGCUUGGAGUGAUGAUGGUAAAAUGUUUCUUACUUUUUGUAGUUUUUCAUUUUGCAUGGAUUGCUCUUGGAGAUGAGGUAGCAAUAACAAGCUCGACUGAGUUCUUAAAGGUGUGCCUAGAACGGACACUAGAGGGAGCUGUGAAAGCCAAGAGCGACACGUACUCACUCGGGUCACAGUUUGAUUCGAAGGGAGCGUGGAAGAACUGCAUGGAUCUGUACGACGAGACCAUCUACAGGCUCAACCAGUCCAUCUUGUCGUGUCUAACGAAAGCGUGCUCUGGAUCGGACGUGCAGACUUGGCUAAGCACGGCGUUGACGAACCUGGACACGUGUCGGGAAGGGAUGGGUGUCUCAUCUGAGUCCUUACAAUCGGUGUUACAGAGCAUCACCAUUGAUGUUAUUAACGCCUUGGCCAUUAUCAAGAGGUUGAAACAGGGGAUGAAAACAAAGGAGAAGUAUUUUGGGGUAUUAAAACAAGGAGCAAUAGAAUCGCCGACUAAUGGUGGAAGGGUGGAUGCAGUAGUAGCCCUAGACGGCUCAGGCGACUACAAGACGAUCCAAAAAGCGAUUGAUGGUGCGGGAAUUAAGAGAACCAAUAGAAGCCGUAGGUACGUCAUUCUUGUAAAGCAAGGCGUUUACAAGGAAUAUGUGAUUGUCGGAAGCAAAUCCAAUAACCUGAUGAUCAUCGGCGAGGGUAUGGGCAAGACCAUAAUCACCGGCGACAGAAGUAACGGCACCGGAUUUAGGACUUUUGAAUCCGCCACCUUUUUGGCUAAGGGGGACAGUUUGGUGUUGAAAAACAUGACGAUAAAGAACACGGCAGGACCGGAGAACGAACAGGCGGUGGCUCUACUUUCGUAUUCGGACGCCUCAGCGUUUCACAGAUGCAGAAUUGAAGGGUUUCAAGACACUCUCUACGUCAGCGCUAGCCGUCAGUUUUUCAAGGAAUGUGAGAUCUACGGAACGGUGGACUUUAUAUUUGGCGAUGCAGCCGUCAUAUUUCAAGACUGUAAGAUAUUCGCACUGAGACCGCCCGGCGGAGUCAACACGAUAACGGCGCAGAGCCGGGACAGCAAGAAUCAGAGGGGUGGGAUCGUGAUACACAACUCGGAGGUGAAAGAAGCUCCGGGGGUAUGGCUCGGAGGCGUGAAAACCUAUCUCGGUCGUCCGUGGAGGCCGUACGCACGGACGGUGGUGAUGAAGACGCAACUUGGCCAAUUGGUCGAUCCCAAAGGAUGGCUCCAAUGGGACAAAAGUACGGACUUUCGCAGCAUGUAUUACGCGGAGUAUAGGAAUAGGGGUCCCGGUUCGGGUACAGAGAACCAGGUGGGUUUCACGUCAUAUCGGAUGAAAAGGAAGCUCGUCAGUUUACGGUAG
Molecule: messenger RNA, 1383 nt
Organism: Arabis nemorensis
Lineage: Eukaryota; Viridiplantae; Streptophyta; Magnoliopsida; Brassicales; Brassicaceae
Source: the annotation of a GenBank genome assembly